AUGAGGCGGCUCAUCCUCACCGGGGCCUGCUACCUCGACACGAUCAUCAGCGUCCCCUACUACCCGACAGAGGACACGAAGCUGCGGGCAGCCAGCGUCCAGGUCCGCCGCGGUGGCAACUGUCCGAACACGCUCGAGGUGCUGCAGCAGCUGGUGGGGGCAGAACCAGACGAGGCGGUGUCUGGCAGCAGCAGCGGCCGCGACGUCAGGGCCUACCUGGUCUCGUGUCUGCCGGCGGCCGACGCGGCGGCCACGCAGACGAUCCUCGCGUCGUUGGGAGGACCAUCGAGUCCCUUUCUGUGUUUUGACCACUGCCUCUACCGCGACGGCUUCCAGGCGCCGGCUAGCUGCUACAUCCUGCGGUCGGCAGCCACGGGCUCGCGCACGAGCGUCAACGACAACCGGCUGCCCGAGAUGACGGCCGACGAGUUCGCCGGCGUGGUGGCGGCCGUCGGCGCGUCGUCGGAUCCCGCAUGGUGGCACUUUGAGGGCCGCAUCGCCGACGUCACGCUGGCUUGCAUCGGCCACGUCCACCAGGCACGCCAGGCCGACGUCGUCGUCAGCGUCGAGAUCGAGAACCCGGACCGGCAAGGAUUGCGGGCGCUGGCCGCCGAAGCUGACGUCGUGUUCUACUCUAAGCUGUGGGCGCAGGGUCAAGGUUACGCAGAUGCCGAGGCUUGUCUUCGUGGCGAGGCGGCAUCGCUGCGUCAGGCCUCCGUCGGUGCUGGUGAUACGUUUGUGGCCGGCAUCCUCUACAGGCUGGUCUGCCAUCGAGAGGAGGCCGCAUCAGAGGCAGCAGGCGACGGGCUGCAGCCAGCAACGACUUGGAACCUGGAUGACGCCAGCGUGCAGGAGGCGCUCGCCUUCGCCGUUGACCUAGCCACGCGCAAGGUCCAGAUGGACGGUUUCCGCGGCCUGGUGGCCCAGACGAGUUGA
This is a messenger RNA of Grosmannia clavigera kw1407, 936 nucleotides long. RefSeq lists its product as uncharacterized. Lineage: Eukaryota; Fungi; Ascomycota; Sordariomycetes; Ophiostomatales; Ophiostomataceae. The transcript is spliced from 4 exons. The coding region runs from base 1 to 936 and encodes 311 amino acids. The record is from RefSeq and is a predicted model, not a curated record.